Molecule: messenger RNA, 2664 nt
Organism: Sphaerodactylus townsendi
Lineage: Eukaryota; Metazoa; Chordata; Lepidosauria; Squamata; Sphaerodactylidae
Product: vomeronasal type-2 receptor 26-like
Exons: 7
Coding region: 1-2538 (845 amino acids)
Biological process (GO): G protein-coupled receptor signaling pathway
Cellular component (GO): membrane
Molecular function (GO): G protein-coupled receptor activity
Source: RefSeq, a predicted model, not a curated record
AUGCUAUCUGGCUGGCUUCCAAUUGUGCUGCUGUUUCCGGAGGCUGUCGGAGUGCCAAGAUGGUCCAUUUGUACCCUCAGUGGGUACCACCAUCAAGGCUACUACAAGGAAGGAGACAGGAUCAUCGGGGGCUUCAUUCCCUUGACCAGGCCUCCCAGAAUCCAACACCACAACUUCAGAAACACUCCAUACCUUUCCAGUAGACAUCAGAGUAUAGACAUCAACACCUACCCUAACCUCCUGGUCUUUGUCCACGCCAUGGAGGAAAUCAACCGGAGCCCACACCUCUUACCCAACAUCUCUUUGGGUUUCCACAUCUAUGAUUCUGUCUUCAGUGACGAGACGGCACUGGGGGGUAUUUGGGGGCUUCUUUCAGGAACGAGGAAAGUGGUGCCCAAUUACCACUGCAAAGGAGGCAACAAGCUCAUAGCUGUCGUCGAAGGACCAACAGCCAGCCUCUCGUUGGGGGUUGCCGCGGUGCUAGGGCGCUACCGGUAUCCACAGCUCAGCUAUGGAAUCCCGGAUUCGGCCCUGCAUUCUAAAGUGUUGUUUCCUGCUUUGUAUGGGAUGGUCCCCAGUGAAAGCUCCCUCCUUUCUGGGGUAGCCCGACUGAUCCGGCAUUUCAACUGGCGCUGGGUGGGGCUGAUAGCUUCAGAUGAUGACCAAGGGGAGGGGGCCGUAUUGACUCUUGCCAGGGAAAUCGGCAAGGGAGGCAGCUGCCUUGCGUUCACCUGGAUCUUUAAAAAAUCCUACUCUUACUCUGAAAAACGAAGAGAACUUCUGGAGAUCUUCCAGAAGUCUUCAGCCAAUGUGACAGUUCUCCAUGGGACAAUACACCUCAUCAGAUGGUUCAAGCUACUAUUACUUUUGUCCAGAAUCCGGCUGAAGGGGCAGGUGUGGAUUCUCACUUUCUACGAUGACUACCCCUCACCAGCCCAAUACUCAACUCUUGAGGUGUUCCAUGGGUCUUUGGUCUUGGUUGGGCAUCAGCGGGAGAUUCCAGGAUUCCAGGACUUCCUCCAAAGAUUUAAACCGUGGCAUUACCCAGGUGACAGGCACAUAAAGGCGUUCUGGAGACAUGCCUAUGAGUGCACGUGGAUGGAUGAGUCCUGGCGGCCGCGGUGCACAGGCGAAGAGAAUCUUAUGAGCAACAAAUUCCCCAAGCACACCCUUCUUUCUCCAACAUGGGGUUACAGCAUAUACAACGCAGUAUACAUGGUGGCACACGCUCUACAUGCCGCAGUCUCACGUCAGCCCCUGGGCAAUGCAGGGGGCUCCCAGUCAUGGCAGCUUCUCCCUUUCUUGACGAGUAUGAACUUCACAAACCCAGCUGGAGAGGAGCUGUUCUUCGAUAAAAACGGGGACUUGGCAGCAGGAUAUGACAUUCUGAACUUGAUCUCUUUGCCUGAUAAAACCCUGUCUCGUGUCCCUGUUGGAUCUUUUCACCCUCAAGCUGCUUUGGGACAUGAACUCAUCAUUAACAAGAGCGCAAUCCAGUGGGCCAGCAGCUUCAAACAGCUUCCCAAUUCAGUAUGCAGCAAAAAAUGCCUUCCUGGAUAUCGAAAGAAAGUCCGCAGAGGUGAGCCAGCCUGCUGCUUUGACUGUGUGCCCUGCACGGCUGGAGAGGUUUCCAACCAAAGUGGCAUGGAAAGUUGUUUCCAGUGUACGGAAGACCAGUAUGCAAAUGAGAACAGGGACCAAUGCCUCCCAAAAGCCAUCACAUUCCUAGCCUAUGACGACCCACUGGGGCUAACUUUGGCAUCUCUGGCAAUCUCCUUCUCCCUCCUCACCACUUGUGUUCUGGUGACAUUUGUCCAGUAUCGCAACAGUCCCAUCGUCAAAGCCAACAACCGCCAUCUCAGCUACGUUCUCCUCAUCUCGCUCCUUGUCUGUUUUCUCUCCUCCUUGAUGUUCAUCGGCCGCCCUACGAAAGGAACCUGCCUGCUACGACAGACCAUAUUUGCGGUUGCUUUUGCUGUGACCAUCUCUUCCGUCUUGGCUAAAACUAUAACGGUGGUCUUGGCCUUCAAGGGCCCUGAGAUGGGCCACAGACUGAGGACCUGCUUGAGAAAUGGGAUAUCCUAUUUUAUUGUCCUUCUCGGGGCCCUUGUUCAAGUCCUUCUUUGUUCUGUCUGGCUGGGAACAUCUCCUCCUUUUCCACAGAAUAAUACCCAAGCAGAAGUCAGGCAGAUUGUGGUUCAGUGUAAUGAAGGAUCUGUAGGUAUCUUCUUCGGGACACUGGCCUACCUGGGUUUUUUGGCUGCCAUCAGUUUUACAGUUGCCUUCUUGGCCAGGAAGUUACCAGACUCUUUCAACGAAGCCAAACACAUCUCUUUCAGUAUGGUCGUUUUUUGUUGCGUCUGGAUCUCCUUCAUCCCUGCGUACCUCAGCUCUCAAGGGAAGACUGCCGUUGCCAUAGAGAUCUUCUCCAUUUUGGCUUCCAGUGCUGGGAUUCUGGCCUGUAUCUUUACUCCAAAAGUCUUCAUUAUUUUGGUGAGGCCGGACAGGAACAGCAAGAAAUUUCUGAGGAGGAAAUGAAAUCCCUUCUAUCUAAACUGAGGACCUUUUCUAUUUUAGGUUGAACAGUCAGCCCACAUAAAAUAUCUGGCAUAACAGCCUCUAUAUUGUAGAAUUAUUUAAAGAACACAAGUAAGUUACAUAUAA